AUGGAUUCUAAUAAGUUAAGAAGUUCAGGUUAUCAAAUCUCAGAUAGAGUUCAAUUUGGUGGUGUAUUCGAGCCAGAGAAAUGCAAACAGAUAGCCAAAACAAGUGAUGGAAUUGAUGGGUAUAUCGAAUAAAAUGAAAUUGCCAUGAUCAAUGAAUAAAGGGUUCAAUCCAACUUCUUAGGAUGUUUCAAAUUGUUAGGCAAUUUUAGAUAGGAAAUCGACUGGUCGUGUUCACCACAGAGGAUGUUGAAUAAUUGGUAUAGAAGUAUUUCUCUGGACAACCACCAGCUUAACCAGUCAAGAGAGUGCCAGAGAAGUUGUCAAGAAUAGCACAAGAAAGAUUGGAGGUGGCCAGACGUAUCUUCAAGUUUGUGGACAAAGAUGGAUCAGGAUUUUUUGACUGAGGAGGAAGUGCCAGAGUUAUUGAAGGAAACUUACAAGCACAUGGGAAUGAACGAUUAUCAACCAACAAAGGAGGAUGUGACCAUUUGGAUUCAGAUGACUGACACUGAUGGGGAUGGUAAGGUGACUUUAGAGGACUAUGAACAAUUGGUUUUGGAUUCAUUGAGAAAACAAGGAAUCAGUUUGGAAUGAUUUAAUAAAUAAGUAGAAUAUAUAUAAUAGUAAU
This is a messenger RNA of Paramecium tetraurelia, 628 nucleotides long. RefSeq lists its product as uncharacterized. Gene Ontology annotation, cellular component: synapse; neuron projection; cytosol. Gene Ontology annotation, molecular function: calcium ion binding. Gene Ontology annotation, biological process: regulation of cytosolic calcium ion concentration. The record is from RefSeq and is a predicted model, not a curated record. The transcript is spliced from 5 exons. Lineage: Eukaryota; Ciliophora; Oligohymenophorea; Peniculida; Parameciidae.